UUCAACCCAAGAAAGCUCUGAUUCUUCCAAAUAUAUGUAUAUUAUUAACAAAGGGUCUAAAGAUUAAUCCCCCUUUUCUACAACUAAUACAGCGGCAUCAGUACUUAUUUGAGAAAUCUUAGCUGUUCUUUGUUUCAAAUCAAGUAGAAAAAUCCAGCCAGCCUCAAGAGGCUAAAGAGGAAGAACAACAGGAAGAACAGCAAGGGAAAAAAAAAGAAGCAAAGAACAGAAAUAGAAGAAGAAAAGGAAGAAGUAGUUUGGAGUGAUGGGUCCAAAAGUUCUUCAAUGUCUCUUCUUCCUCUUCCUGGGUCUUCUAUUUUGUUCAGGCUUAAAAGUUGCAGAGAAAAAGGCUCCGAUUGGCGCAACUUCGCACAGCAAAGAAUUGGAUCACAAGGGAAAAUCGUUGGUCUCAGUUUCAAAGUCGACCACACAAUUGGAUGUCACCACACCAAUAACAACCGUUCCGGUGGUCAAUCCGACCACUCCGACAACAACGACCCCUACAACGACGCCGACAACAACCACCCCUGUAGUAAACCCAGGUGUAACUCCGGCGACCCCAGCCAUUACAAGCCCGUACACCACUCCAACCACAGCCACCCCCAUAUCAUCAGGUGGGAGCUGGUGCAUCGCCAGCCAAUCUGCAUCGCAGACUGCUUUACAGGUUGCUCUGGACUACGCUUGCGGGUAUGGUGGUACAGAUUGUUCAGCAAUUCAGCCAGGUGCAAGUUGUUACAAUCCAAACACAGUUCGUGAUCAUGCUUCUUAUGCAUUCAAUGACUACUACCAGAAGAACCCAAUUCCUACUAGUUGCAACUUCGGAGGAGCAGCCAUUAUUACCAAUGUUGAUCCAAGCACUUCGACAUGUCAGUAUCCAUCAACUAGCACCGGCGCUUCGAUUUUAAACACGACCAACCCAACUGGCUCUGGAUCAACAGUUUAUGGAUCAGAACCUUCUGGCUCCACCGAUUCAGCAGCCUCCGUUGCACAUGGCUUGUCGCUUCUCUUCACCUCAACAUGCCUCCUGCUGUCACUUCUCUCUGUAAAUCGUCUCUGAAACAGAUGGGUACCACAGUCACUUCGUCAUUUGCAAUUGGGAUGGCAAUUCGCUUAAUUGCCAUACUUGUUCUGCGUCCUUAGAGCAUAAAGGAGCAGUUGCAGACCGAUCAUGGGAGAUAAUAUUUAUAUCUUGAGGCUUUAGUCCUCGCAGUCAGGUCAGUGCUGAACUUGAUCCAUAAACGCCUAUUGAUCGGUCAGUCCAGAGCUCCCAGAAGACACAGAAGCAGCAAUGUAAUAUGAUGGUUUCCUAUAGUGGUAGAGCAUCAGUGUAGCUAGUUAGUUCUCUCUUUCUUUGUAGCGUUAAAGGCAAUAAAUUUUCAAACGAGUCCACAUGCCUUUUGGACUGCUUUUGUUGUGCUUAGGCCAGUUUAAAGGAUUAUAGGAUACAGUAGUGAGAAAGGAUGGGUCUUAGCUUAAUUUCCUCCACUCAUCUGCUUAUUUACUUAUGAAUAAUUUGAUUAUUGGAGAAA
Molecule: messenger RNA, 1529 nt
Organism: Nelumbo nucifera (sacred lotus)
Lineage: Eukaryota; Viridiplantae; Streptophyta; Magnoliopsida; Proteales; Nelumbonaceae
Source: RefSeq, a predicted model, not a curated record